Messenger RNA from Amorphotheca resinae ATCC 22711, 3087 nucleotides. RefSeq lists its product as hypothetical. Gene Ontology annotation, molecular function: cysteine-type deubiquitinase activity; cysteine-type endopeptidase activity. NCBI's taxonomy places the organism in Eukaryota, Fungi, Ascomycota, Leotiomycetes, Helotiales, Amorphothecaceae. The transcript is spliced from 5 exons. Gene Ontology annotation, cellular component: cytosol; nucleus. Gene Ontology annotation, biological process: protein deubiquitination. The record is from RefSeq and is a predicted model, not a curated record. Bases 307 to 2763 code for a protein of 818 amino acids.
AUAGCAUCCUCCGCAUCCUACGCAUCCUACGAAUACUCUACCACCGCCUUCAGAGACUGUGACAUCUGCCAGCCCUGCUGCUCUCCUUUGCGAAUCCUACACUACGACCACGAAAGACCGGGAAAACAAUGCGGCAUGUUUAAGACAUUCCAGACAACGUCGAGAAGCUUUGGCAGCCCCACCAGCGUUUCGAGGAAUCGACUGGACGAGAAGGGUCAGUCAAGGUCUACACCAUAGAGCUCCAGGCUCUCGUUCCUUCGAACAAAUCUCGCACAGCACUGCUUUGCCCUGUCAUUCCAAGCCAACAUGAAUAUCAAUCGUCUGCUGAGUCGCCGAGAGAAAGAUGGAGAGUCCCACAGGCGGCAGAAAUCCCGGGACAAGUCACCAGAGAAAUCAACAGAGAAGAAGACUCGACCAUUAUCAAGUGAAGGAAUAAUUACACUGUUCAAGUCCGAUCCGCAGAAGAAGCUUAACAAAGAGCAAGAUGCCAAGAUACAAACGAUCAGGCAGGCAUUGCAGGAUCGUGGAUUCACCGGCAUAGAUGACGGACAAAUAAGCUAUGCUCUCCUGUCAAAGCAUGCCGACGGGGACGUCGAUAAAGCCCUGGAGAUGAUCCUAUUAUUUCAAGAAUCUGUGGACGGGGUGAUCAAGCCGUAUGAUCCAACAAUAAAUAUGAGAGGCGCAGAAAAUCGUCAAGGUGUUACGUGUUAUCUGGACGCCCUUCUGUUUGCAAUGUUCGCACGGCUUGGAAGUUUUGAGCCCAUUCUUUAUACGAAGUUCGAGGACGAGCCAAGGAGACGUCUAUCAACGCUAAUACGACUCUGGGUCAACAUGCUGAGAACCGGGAAGUUGAUUCAGACCGACAUUACAGGGUAUUUACAAGAUGCUCUUGCGGCAUGUGGAUGGCAAGAUGCUGCAAAGCUUGAGCAACAGGACACAUCUGAAGCGUUCAGCUUCAUUACCGAAAAACUCGAACUGCCGCUUCUCACUUUGAAGAUGGAUAUAUAUCACACUGGAACGGAGGAUGAUACAGAUGACCAUAAGUUCAUUCAUGAACGCUUACUUGAGGUCGCUGUACCCCCAGAUCCUGGCAAUGGGCGUCCAAUACAACUAGAGGAUUGCCUCGAGAACUUCUUCAAUAACCGUGUCGAGGUUGUUCGAAGACUCGAGCGCUCCAAUACAAUGUCCUCGGCGCGAUCUGGUCACUCGCCCUCAAUCGAAAAGGGUGCUGCGCAGCACGUAGAAGUGUCAGAGAUACCCCGGCCUUCUCCUGGCACGCCAACAUCAGUUCCUGAACCUGGCACGCCACUUACGCCACUUACGCCGACAAGCCCGCACAGUCGUACUGCUAGUGUCAUAAGGCAUCGACUAAUACAUGAAGAGGAGAAUGGAGAGCCUUCAACUGACUCGGAUGAUUUGAGCGCCGAAACCCUGGUCCGAAAGGGCUCAAUACGGAAGGAAGUUUUAAUGCCUGCUUGGCAGUUCUUUAAUCUAAUACCUUGGUACACCAAAAACUCACCCGCGAAUGAUGAGGAGGUUGCGGCACACUUCUCAAAAACUCGACCGGUUCUAGGGAUCUGCCUGAAACGGUAUGCAAUGUCAGCUGAUGGCCGAGCUACCAGACAGAAUACUUUCAUUGACAUACCUUUGGAUAUUCGGUUACCACACUUCAUUGAGGAUGACAUGAUUCCCGAAGAAGGGCCUUUGAUGGGUAACUUCAAGCUUUCACUACAGUCCGUCAUUUGUCAUCGGGGGAACUCGCUUCAUUCUGGGCAUUACGUCUCUUUCGUCCGCGGAGCCGCAACGGUAGCCGAUGGAGAUUCUACCUCUACCCGAAGACUUAGCAGCAGCAGUCGCCCUCCACAAUAUCCAACCGACCGGUGGAUCAGACAUGAUGAUCUUGCCCAACCUGAUCGAGUACAGUAUGUGGAUAUCGAGCAGGCUUUGAAGGAUGAGAUGCCAUACCUUCUGUUCUAUCAAGUACAGCCUACGUAUGAAAUACCACUACCCCAGGGUACGGAUUGCCACCCACCUUCAUACGACUCCGGGAUCGACGUAAGAGUCUCCGAGUCCAGUCCAUUAAGAAGCGCCAAACCGGAUCAUAGCUACUUCCCCAGUAUCAGAGAUGAUUCCACGCCAACCUUUAGGCUUUCAGCCGAGAUAGAAAGGCCCAGGCACAGUAUUAACCUGCCGGAUGAGCGGCGCGGGAGCAUUGCAUACACAGACACCAGCGUCGGAAGUACAGCCAGCAGCUUUCGAGCACCGGAAGCCACAUCUACCCCAGCAACUCCAGUCGAGGAGACUACUGUACAAAGAAUCUCCAGAGCAGCCUCAAAGUUUGCGCCUGGUAGCAGAAGUAGGCCUGCGAGUUCCUCCGGUGAAAAUCGAAUCAGCUCGACAAUUUCUCGGAUAGCUAUGCGGAGUAAAGACCAACUGAAUAGAGGUGAGCCCAAAGCGGAGGCAAGAAGGGAGUUAGCGGGUACUACCGUCGUCACUACAAAUACCCCCACGAUACCUACGACUGAUUUUACAAGCGAACCUCGCGAUGCAAUUGUCACUGUGGUGGAAGAGGAGUCUACGCUUAAGCCUAGGGAACCGAUUCCGAUUCGAGCACGGAGUAAAUUGGGGAUAAGACGAGACAGAGACAAGAGCAAGGAACCCUCAGAUAAGCUAGAGAGGCUAGCAGAUGGUGUUGUUCAUCACCACCAAUUGCACAAGGGGAAGGGAAAAGAUGUCCCCGAUAGAGAAUGUAUAAUUAUGUAGAUCGGACGGAGUUAGCUUCGGGGUUGGGGGGGCGAGGGAAGGGAGGCGCAGCUUGGUAUAUUCUUCUGGGAUUGACAACGGGUUCUUUUAACACAGGCAUGAUCGAUAGAUGGCCGCCCAUCAGCACGGCGUUUAGGGGUAUUCUUCUCUUCCUUUUUUGAAUGGCAUUCUGGACAAGGUGGCGAUGGCGAAAAUAAAAAUGAGUAGGGGAGAUACUCAAAGGUCUGGGUUCCGUGAUAGAGAAGGGCAUAAAAAGUGCUAGCACUAUGCAUCAUGAAUAUACGUUUCGGAUGUUUUGAUGAAAAUUCCUUUAGCUUCUAGUCC